AAAUUAAACAAAAUUAUUUUAAGCUCACGAACUGUGCGAAGAGAGUUGUUGCUUCAGGGUGAUGUCUAUGACAAAGAUACAUCUUCUAUAUCUGGCAAUGUUGGCGAAGAUAAAGAUCAUCUUCCAAGGAAUGGAACUAAAAGCGUAGCAUCUAUGAUAGAAAAGUCUUCGGUGGCCAAGCAGUGCAACGCGGGCUCACAGACUCCUUUUAGGGAGUCCUCGCUGCACAAGGAUGCUGCAACGGAUCGUAAGGAGUUGAUAGAUAGUUCGACAGCUACACCCAUCAUGAAAGAUAACAUGUCAGUAUUCUCUCCUUCACCUGCCGUGAGUUCAGUUCCCAAGAGAAGGAUGUGGGAGAAGGAGAUUGACAAAAGCACUAUCUAUACAGAACUUAUUCAUAGCAAAAGUUCUGACGACGAGCAGCGCAUCCCUCGAAUGGAAGUGCAUGAUAUUAUAACAGAAACUAGUUCGCCGUGCUUAUCUGCUCCUGAGGAUCCAUUUUUAUACGGCGUAUUGCGAAAGGCAACCCGGUUGGGAAGUUUUAGGCCGCGGAUGUGCAGAGGCAUCGAUGUCGUUGAUUCAACUCGAGCGAGAACGAAGAUGCCCUUCAGAAGCAAAGCAAGAGAUGAAAGCAAUAAAGUCUCCAAGAGUCCAGGGAAGAAUACAGGAUUUUUGGUUGACGAGUCUCCAAAGAGCAUCAAUUCUUGUCCAGAAGCUUCAGAGAAACAGAACACCCACACCUCUUCAGAUCAGCCUACAAUGGAGUACAUGACACUCUUGCAGUACUUUGAGUCUGGAGAGAGACCUUCACCCGUUCCCAAGCUCAUGAGUGAAGCACCUUCUGCAGAAGACUCAUCUAAGCAGCAGUUGAGCUUCGUUCAAGCAGCACCUCAACCGCUUGGAACUGCUGCUCUUGUCACAGACCUACCAGAAAUUGAUCCUCUCCUACCAGAGCUCCGAUCAUUUGGUAACAACGCUCUUGAUCUCUCGUAUAGAGAAACUAUGGAAGCUCUCGCGAAACUUCCGGCUCGAGGAGUUUGCAGAAUGCGCACUAUUCCUCAAGUUUCAGAAGUUCCAGAGCCAGUGACACGGCCGGUACCCCGCAGAGACGAACACAAGGUCAUGUCCGGAUCGAAAGGAGACAAGCAGGAGGCUAAAUUGGACUCAAAAAGCCCUACGGCGAGUACGCCUCCAUCCCGGCAGGCUCCCAAAUCAAGGGUUGAACCUGACACUCCCAGUCCAGGAUCUAUGCACAACACGCACGGCCGAACUACUGGUAAAACCCAAGAAGAGCCCCCCAACAGCGUGACCUCGAAGCAGAGAAGACCUAAUGCUAAAAAGUGUUCAGAAACGUCGAUUUCCAGAAAUUUGAGCAAGGAGUCUUCUCCCAAGCGUCAUGACGAACAAUUUCAUACAGUAGAAGAAUCUACCAUAUCUCGAGUUUCAGACAGCUCUACUUUCGAUUCCCGUACCUCACAUGCCGGUAGUGGUAACAAUCAAGGCUUGAAGAGGACGACUCAGAGAGCAACUGAAGCUGCUGAUAAAGCUUCUUUAAAAUCGAGUUUAAACGAAGGAUCAAAGGGUUGGCCCUUCGAGCAUCCCUCCAGGCCAAAGGACUUCAAAAGUAGAGAAGACAGACUACUGACUCCAGGCCUAACGCAAAUGGAUUGGGAGAAGUCGCUCCAGGAGGCAGUGAUGAAAAGCGAACCUCCUGUGGACAUGGUCUUGCAUGAAUGCUUGCAAUGUGGGAGGACCUUUAAGCUGGAGUCAUUGCAGGUACACAUGCGGGGUUGCCAUGCAAUCAAUAAGCCAAAGUCAUUGUCAACGCAGAGGAGAAGAGUAUCUCAAUAAAAACUUAGUGGAUAGCUUAGUUUCGAGCCAGUCCUGUGCAAGUCUUUCUUCAUCAACGAAGAACCAGCUCCGAACCACCGCAAGAGAUAUGUCACUUAGCCAACUGAAGGAUGUAACAGAAUUUUAAUUGUACAGGAGAGAAACAGGAAAUUUUCGCUUUUUUCCCAGCCUGAGGUUUACUUCCAAUUAUCUUUCAUCUUAGGGCAUACGCUCAUGAGAACUUCCAGCGAGAGUACAUGAUUGUAAGCGGCUGGAAAAAUUGCUACGUUUCUUGAGCUGCUCUUAGAUGCAGCUCCUUGAACCAGUUUAGUUAAAAAGUGGACUUGCAAAGUACAGCGAGCUAAACAGAUUGUAAGAGUCAAAUAUUCCCAUUGAAGAGAAAAUUUCGAAAGGA
This is a messenger RNA of Physcomitrium patens, 2245 nucleotides long. RefSeq lists its product as uncharacterized. Lineage: Eukaryota; Viridiplantae; Streptophyta; Bryopsida; Funariales; Funariaceae. The record is from RefSeq and is a predicted model, not a curated record.